Dothidotthia symphoricarpi CBS 119687 is the source of this 2306-nucleotide messenger RNA. RefSeq names its product U3 small nucleolar RNA-associated protein 25. The transcript has 2 exons. The record is from RefSeq and is a predicted model, not a curated record. Gene Ontology annotation, molecular function: U3 snoRNA binding; rRNA binding. Gene Ontology annotation, cellular component: small-subunit processome; nucleolus. Gene Ontology annotation, biological process: maturation of SSU-rRNA from tricistronic rRNA transcript (SSU-rRNA, 5.8S rRNA, LSU-rRNA). Lineage: Eukaryota; Fungi; Ascomycota; Dothideomycetes; Pleosporales; Dothidotthiaceae. The coding region runs from base 69 to 2123 and encodes 684 amino acids.
GCGGGGGAGCACGAGGCGGCGCGAGAGGUGGAGCGAGAGGUGCAUCGAGAGGGAGAGGAAGAGGCGGCAUGCGAGGACGGGGUGGGAACAGAGGCGGCUUUGCUGCUGCGCGGACCGAAGACGCAAAGGACGACGCAUUCACUGCUGAUGCGCCCGAGUACCCCGAAUCUGAGGACUCAGCCUCUGACAUGUCCGACGACAUGUCCGACGAUGACGACGAAGACGAGGAUGCGACGACUGCCUCACAGGCCUAUACCGCCCUUCUGCAGUCCUUCCCUUCGCGCCAGUAUGCCGGCCCAGACGAACCACGCGCAAAGAAGCGCAAGCUCCAUCACGCGGAUCCGGCUGAAGAAGUUGAUGCGCAGGAUGCAGAUAUGGUCGUGGCAGAGGAAGAAGAGGCCGUCGACAUUGACGACGACGCGCAAUCCGUACACGACGACGAUGCAGAGAAUGCCGAAAAUGUCUUCGAAGUCCAUUUCGCCAACCCCGACGACAACGAGCUAGCCACACGGCUGAAGCACAUAGCGAGCAACCAGUGGGCAUCAAAGAAGGUGCAUGGCGGCGGAGGAAGAGGAGUGCUCCAGGUGCCCAGCACAGAAGAGAAGGCUCUGUCGCGGCGGAACAUCAAGAACAUCCGCGACGUCCAGCUCAAGGCCCGCCUCGCCGACAAUGCCCUCAAGGUAGUCGGCGACCUGGACGAGCUCGAGAAAAUCAUUGCGCCCUCGAUAUUCGACUACCAAGACGUGCUGUUUGGCGCAAGAACGGUGCAGAGCGCGAGUCGUCUGCGCGACAUCACCUGCCUCCACGCCCUCAACCACAUCUUGAUGACGCGAGAUCGCGUGUUGAAGAACAACGCGAAACUGGCUGCUGCUUCCGAGGACGACGACGCCGAGUACCGCGAUCAGGGCUUCACCCGACCAAAGAUCCUCUUCCUACUCGAGACAAAGCAAGCCUGUGUGCGUAUUUUGGACUCGAUAACAAAACUACACCACUUUGAGCAGCAAGAGAACAAGAAGCGCUUCCUGGACAGCUUCUCCCAACCAGAGGACAAAUUCUCAGACGACAAGCCAGCCGACUUCCGCGAACUCUUCGAGGGCAACGACGACAACGAAUUCCGCGUCGGUGUCAAGCUGACUCGAAAGACGCUGAAAUUCUACUCGACCUUCUACAACUCAGACAUCAUCUUCGCCUCGACACUAGGCCUUCGACGUGCCAUCGAGUCGGGCGACCCCAAGAAACGAGACUCGGACUUCCUCUCCUCCAUCGAGGUAGUCAUAAUGGAGCAAGCCGACGCAACCCUAAUGCAAAACUGGGAGCACGCCGAGUUCGUCUUCGAGCACCUCAACCUCCAACCCAAAGACCCCCACGGCUGCGACUUCUCACGCGUGCGAUCCUGGUACCUCGACGGCCACGCCGCCCACCUCCGCCAAACCAUCAUCCUCUCCGCCUUCCUAACCCCCAAAAUCAACACCCUCUACAACAAGCACAUGCGCAACAUAGCCGGCCGCCUAAAAUACACCCCAGACUACACGGCCGGCCUCAUCGAAUCCCUGCCCCACGGCAUAAAGCAAACCUUUACCCGCUUCGACUCGCCCUCCCACCUCACAGACCCAGACACGCGCUUUAAGUAUUUCACAACUACCGUCCUGCCCGCUAUCGCCCGCUUGCCCCAACCCCCGCAAGCUGGCCAGGGCGUCCUCGUCUACAUCCCCUCGUACCUCGACUUCGUCCGCGUUCGCAACUCCCUCGUCGACUCGAACUUCUCCUACGCCUCGAUCAGCGAGUACACGGAUGCGACUGACGUGCGCAAAGCCCGCAGCCACUUCAUGACCGGCAAGCAUGCCCUGCUGCUGUAUACGGGGCGCGCGCACCACUUCCAUAGGUAUAAUCUGCGCGGCGUCAAGAGGGUGGUGUUCUACGGGUUACCUGAGAACCCGCUGUUUUACGAUGAGGUCGUCGGGUUUAUUGGCAAGACGGUUGAGAGGGGCGAGAUUAGUCGUGCGGAGGGGCAUGUGCGUGUUUGCUUUUCGAAGUGGGAGAGACUGGAGUUGGAGCGCGUUGUGGGGUCUAAGAGGGUGGGGAAGAUGGUCGGGGAUAAGGGGGAUGUGUUUGAUUUUGUGUAGAUAAGAUGUAGACUUGUUGGGAUUAUGGAGCGUUUUUUAUUGCGCUUUUUGUUGUUUGUGGCGUGCAUGUUGGUACUGUGGGGAUAUCUUGUCUUGUGCUUGUCUUGUGGGGAGUUCUCCCGCUCAGGGGUUUUCAAAUGAGUUUGAAGUAAUCAAGUCUACCACAUUCAUCCACCCGUUCUU